Sinocyclocheilus grahami is the source of this 1297-nucleotide messenger RNA. RefSeq lists its product as uncharacterized. The annotation marks the transcript as partial. The record is from RefSeq and is a predicted model, not a curated record. Gene Ontology annotation, molecular function: protein binding. The transcript has 5 exons. NCBI's taxonomy places the organism in Eukaryota, Metazoa, Chordata, Actinopteri, Cypriniformes, Cyprinidae. Gene Ontology annotation, biological process: signal transduction.
GCUGGUAACUGCAGUGCUUACAGUUUUAGACUCUCAGUGUUCAUCUGUUUGACAGUGUGGCUCUUCUGUAGGCUGCAGCUGGAUGCGGAGGGUGUGUAUGAGUGUUCAGACACGGGGCUGGUGUUCGAGGUCUCUCAGUGUGUGAAGAUCACCUACUGCGUUCUCUCCUGGAGCAAGUUUAGCACCUACUUGACUGGAUCCUGGAAAUUUGCUGGUCCCAUUUUCGAUGUGGACUGCGAUCCGUCUAUUCUCAAAUCCGUGCAGUUCCCGCACUCACUGUGUCUGGCAGCAGAUAAAGACAACGAGGUGAAGUUCAGCGUUCUGCAGGACAUCAGGAGGGCCGUUCGGCGGGCGAACAACUGUAAGAACAACAAGAGGUACAUACAAGUAGACAAGCCGCCCACAUACCUGACGGACCAGCAGCUGAUGCAGGUGGCCAAACGCAUGGGGAGGGAGUGGAAGGUCGUGGCCAUCAGCUGUCUGGGCCUCAGCAAGCAGGACCUGGAGGAGAUGGAGGUCGCCGAGGAGAGCGUGACCAUGCUGAAGUUCAACAUGCUGGAGCGCUGGAGACGACGACAGCCCAAGGGGAAAGCGGGAAUUCAGGAUCUCCUCAAGUGUUUGAAAGACAACGAUGACGUGCCGAAUGAGGUCAUUGCUGCGCUGGACGAGAUGCUACAAAAGAACUCAGCCACAUGAACAUUAGCUGUCUGGAGUCUGUGGACUGACAGAUGGUCAGGAGUCAUCUUAACCACUGUUCGAGAGCGAUGGAGACGUCCUGGAAGAGCAGGCCGGUCGCGCUCAAGUCUGGACGGAGAUGUUUGUGCUCCGACUGGAAUCUGGUGCUUUCAGGAAAACUGAGCUCUGAAUACACCAGACACGCUUAGUAUGUCUGUAGACUUGUACACUUUGCAUGCAUCUCUUUAUUUUGCGCUUGUGUUUGUAUAUAUUUUAAGAUACUGUACAUAUUUGAAUGUCUUUGUAAGGACUGUACAGUAAGUAGAACUCUGUUUGUUUUGUUGCAUUAUGAGAUUAAGUGAUCAUCUGCACUUGUUUUUGAGGAACAGGCUGAUUUUGAUCUCAGGUGCCAUCGGUCUCUGAUGGUUAUGGACUGACGUUAUAGUAAAUAUGAUAUCAUGAUAUUCAUGCAGAUACGGGCUCCUCCGCACAUGUGACUCUGGUGGAGAAUCUUUUCUCGGUCUCUGAAGCGUUUGUUGGGGAACCCGUACGAUGUGCUGUCUCAGGGGAGUCUUUAUUCGGACCUUUCUUUAAAUCAAUAAAUCAUGAAAAUGAAUGAAAA